Molecule: messenger RNA, 2494 nt
Organism: Engraulis encrasicolus (European anchovy)
Lineage: Eukaryota; Metazoa; Chordata; Actinopteri; Clupeiformes; Engraulidae
Gene: u2af2a
Product: U2 small nuclear RNA auxiliary factor 2a
Exons: 12
Coding region: 449-1855 (468 amino acids)
Biological process (GO): mRNA processing; female sex differentiation
Cellular component (GO): commitment complex; U2-type prespliceosome; nucleus
Molecular function (GO): pre-mRNA 3'-splice site binding; poly-pyrimidine tract binding
Source: RefSeq, a predicted model, not a curated record
UCUGGCGUUAGGUCAAACGAGCGAGCGGACCGUGUUCUUCUUUCCAGGUGCAAUUGAAAUAAAACAAAUAUUAUAGUUGUUCUGUAUUUUGUCUAUAGUCUCAAUAUCAGAAGUGUAUCCACUAAUAGAUCGCCAUUCAUUGCAAUGCUAUUAGAGUCAUUAUUACAACAACACGUCUUCCAGAAACAUCUUCAUGUGGUAGUUGGCUAAGCGGCUAGCCUUUUUUUAGCCUAUCUAGCCUCGAAACGACAUUUCAGUGUUUGUGCAUGCCGUAACGCCUGUUUCCUGCAAGUAGUCUUGCAGCUGUCGCUUGCACAGGCUAUAGUUACAUAUUUUAUCUAACUGCAUUAAACUUUAUCGUCUGCUGAAAGUGUGCGCUGCUGCCUAAACAUCACCGGUUCACCACUCCCCCAUCUGAGGUUAGCUAGCAUCGUGGAGUACCACGAACAUGUCGGAUUUUGAUGAAUUUGAGAGGCAGCUGACAGAAAACAAACAAGAUAGAGACAAGGAGAAUAAACACCAUGGGCGCAGCCGGUCCCGUAGCAAAAGCCGGGAGAGAAAACGAAGAAGCAGAGACCGAGACAGAGACAGGAGGGGAAGCCGAGACAGACACGGAGACAGCAAAGAUCGCAGACACAGGCGCAGCCGAUCUCCACAUCGUGAACCAAAAAAGAAGAAAAUCAAGAAGUACUGGGACGUCCCACCACCUGGCUUUGAACACAUCACCCCCAUGCAAUACAAAGCCAUGCAGGCUGCUGGCCAGAUUCCAGCCACAGCCCUGCUGCCCACCAUGACCCCCGAUGGCCUGGCAGUCACCCCCACCCCUGUGCCCGUCGUGGGCAGCCAGAUGACCCGACAGGCUCGACGACUCUAUGUCGGCAACAUACCAUUUGGCAUCACUGAGGAGUCCAUGAUGGACUUCUUCAACGCUCAGAUGAGACUAGGAGGAUUGACUCAGGCACCAGGGAACCCCGUACUCGCCGUACAGAUCAACCAGGACAAGAACUUUGCCUUUCUGGAGUUUCGUUCGGUGGAUGAGACCACCCAGGCCAUGGCCUUUGACGGCAUCAUCUUCCAGGGCCAGAGCCUGAAGAUACGGCGGCCGCACGACUACCAGCCCCUUCCGGGCAUGAGUGAAAACCCUAGCGUUUAUGUACCUGGCGUGGUGUCUACUGUUGUGCCCGACUCGGCUCAUAAGCUCUUCAUCGGCGGCCUUCCUAAUUAUCUCAAUGAUGAUCAGGUGAAAGAGUUGUUGACUUCGUUUGGACCAUUGAAGGCCUUUAACCUGGUAAAGGACAGUGCUACUGGUCUCUCGAAAGGCUACGCCUUCUGUGAAUAUGUGGAUGUCAAUGUCAGCGACCAGGUAGGUGACCAGGCUAUAGCGGGCCUCAACGGCAUGCAGUUGGGAGAGAAGAAGCUCCUGGUGCAGAGAGCAAGUGUGGGCUCCAAGAAUGCUGCCUUAGUGGGUACAAGUAUGAACCAGACACCAGUGACGCUGCAGGUGCCUGGCCUGAUGAACAGCUCUAUGAACCAGAUGGGCGGCAUUCCCACGGAGGUGCUGUGCCUGAUGAACAUGGUGGUGCCUGAGGAGCUGGUGGAUGACGAGGAGUAUGAGGAGAUCGUGGAGGACGUGAAGGAGGAGUGCGGCAAGUACGGCCAGGUCAAGAGCAUCGAGAUCCCACGGCCCGUCGACGGACUGGAGGUGCCCGGCACCGGAAAGAUUUUUGUGGAAUUCACAUCUGUGUACGACUCGCAGAAGGCCAUGCAGGGGCUCACGGGACGGAAGUUUGCCAACCGGGUGGUAGUGACCAAAUACUGCGACCCCGACGCGUACCAUCGCCGUGACUUCUGGUGAUGGGUGUCCACUUGCCUCUGUGUAUGUAUGUGGGAGGGAUUGUCAAGGAAAAGGGGUCCGAACUUUUUUUUUUAUCAGGAGAAGCUGAAAGCUGAAGGGGGAGGUAGCAGUCUUGUCUGAUAGAAAACGUGGGAAGGACUUGUGUGCUAUGUAUGUGAUCAUUUCAUCAUUAUGUAAGUGAGCGAGAAUGUGUAAUAUGAAUUACUGUGUUUUGUUUUGCGUAUGCGUUCUGGAUGUUGAUAAACUAUUGAAAUGAGGUCAAAUGGGUACCGUGGGACCUUUUAUAUGAAUUAAAUCAAGAUUUCAUCACAAUUCUUCCUUUUUAGUCGUUUUUUUCUCUGUUCUUUUUUUAUUUUUUAUUUUUUUAAAUGCUUCCAUCUUUUAACCCAAGUCAUUCUCUGUCAUCCACGUGAAUCUUUCUUAGUUUCCAAGAGCGGUAAGAAGGCUUCACCUAACCAAAUUUUGUAAACAACAAAAAACAGUUGAACUUUAAAUCAUCCUAUUUUAUACAUACUAUAUAUCUAAAUGUUGACUGCUGUUUUUUAAACUGUCACAAGCUGUAUGUAUCGCUAAUAACAUGCUGCAUUGAUGUUUGAAAACCAGUAGAACAAUUUGACUUAAUAAACUUGGUGGAUUUGA